AACCAUUCAGACGCAACCCGAGCGGCCCAACUAUUCGUGAUUGAACAGUCGACUGAAGUGAACGCGUCUCGUCGUCAGUGCGCUCGUGUGUGCCUCAAUUCAGCAGAUCCAACCCAAAAGCCUUGUGGCUUAGGCCCGCAAUUGUGUGCCAUUAUUUUCCAAUCGAUAGUGAUAGUGAUCUAGUCGUCACGAGGUGGAGCUGGAUCGAUUGUGAAACGAGGGAAAAAAGUUCAAACGUAACAUUAGUCGGGCUGGAAUAUCGAAAUAGUUUGAACUUGUUUGUUGUUCGAAACAGAUCGUGGCCGUAGUGUAACCUGAAUACUGAUUAGUUUAUUUUUUAUUGUUCGGGUUUUCUCAGGGGUCCUUUCACAAAGCAGAAAAGGUGUGCGACUUUAGAAGAACAGUGAUCGAAUUGAAUUAGUGCCGCACGUAAAAAGUGCCUGGAGAAAUCGCGCAAUAGAACGAGGGAUCGAAGGAACCAACCGAGACGAGUCAGCUUAGCAUCCAGAUUAACAUUCAAAAUGCAUCUGUCCAAAACUGCGUAUCUAACAGGGCUCUUAUGUCUGCUGGCAGUAGUCACCUCCGUUCUGUCACAGGACUCCAACAGUCGAAACAAUCUGCUACAGCGGAAAGGCAACAUCGGGCGACAAAAUCCGCUAGCCAGAACGACUACGACGACAGUAGCGCCGGAAUAUCCAGAGGAAGAAUACGCGGACGAAGAAGGUGAACAAUUAGAAGGCGAGGAAGGUGAAGAAGCAGCCGCCAGACCAGCACCCACCACUACGACCACCACCGAGGCUCCAAGGAAGAUCCGGCCCAGCAUUCGUCCAUUCCGCAGCAACGAUGACCUUCUAACGGCACUAAAGAAACGUCGGCUCGAAUCGAAGAACACCAAACCAGCUCCAGUGAAGGAAUCCAAGGGCUACGACGACGAAGAUAUUCCUGCUUCAGCCCCAGUCAAGACCGCCAAGGCCCCAGCUAUCGGUAAAAUUGCAGAUAAUGUUGUUUUUGCUUUAACGAAACUCCCGAAGGGGCGCCGCUUCGGUCCCGCCCGGAAAGAACCCGAGCAGAGCGCAGCGCAGUCCGAGCAGAACGAACAGAGCAACGCGGACAACAACGGGGCCAAGUCGCUGUCCAGUCGCCUGGGGCGGUCCCGAUUCGCACUGAACAAGCCACAGCAGUAGACGAGCGCGCACACGUGUGAGGGACAUUAGUCCUAUGAGAGUGAAUGUGAGAAGGUUUUUUGCUUUUAGGAGUAUUAAGGAUUCUUUUCAAAAAGUGCUUAGAGAAAAUUUAUGCGAGUGCAUUUGAAGUGGAAACAAAUGUUUCGCCAGAAGACGGUGUAAUGAAAAUAAAUAGGAAUGUUCAACAUGCACGAACUGCUGAUGGUGCAUAUGAUAUAGGAAAGUUGUAACAUCAUGAUAAUUAAACUAGUUGACUAUAAGAUGAAAAGAAGCGUCAUGUGGUAUCAGAUGCUUAUAUUGCAACAAAUUGUAAGAUAAUAGUUCGAAAUAAAUAAAAAUAUGAAAACUA
Messenger RNA from Armigeres subalbatus, 1533 nucleotides. RefSeq lists its product as uncharacterized. NCBI's taxonomy places the organism in Eukaryota, Metazoa, Arthropoda, Insecta, Diptera, Culicidae. The transcript is spliced from 6 exons. Bases 522 to 1184 code for a protein of 220 amino acids. The record is from RefSeq and is a predicted model, not a curated record.